CUGAUUUAGAUACAACAAUAUCAGCAAUUACAAUACAAUUUAUUGAAUAUAAUAAUACACCUUCAAUAUAUGGAACGCACUUAUCAACAUAUAUGACAGAAAAUUUUAUAACUCCAGAACAACUUCUAUCUUCAAUGUUUGAAUUUGCACUAGCAUUAAUUCAAAGUUUAAAAUCUCGCUUUCCAGACACCAAUUUAUAUAAUGCUAUGAAAAUUUUUGAACCAAGAUUAUUAUCUCGUAAAGAAAUACCGAAAUUGAAAUACUAG
Molecule: messenger RNA, 266 nt
Organism: Racocetra persica
Lineage: Eukaryota; Fungi; Glomeromycota; Glomeromycetes; Diversisporales; Gigasporaceae
Source: the annotation of a GenBank genome assembly